Messenger RNA from Neodiprion virginianus, 1742 nucleotides. RefSeq names its product protein pelota (gene pelo). Gene Ontology annotation, biological process: nuclear-transcribed mRNA catabolic process, no-go decay; nuclear-transcribed mRNA catabolic process, non-stop decay; RNA surveillance. The transcript has 9 exons. The record is from RefSeq and is a predicted model, not a curated record. Lineage: Eukaryota; Metazoa; Arthropoda; Insecta; Hymenoptera; Diprionidae. The coding region runs from base 432 to 1538 and encodes 368 amino acids. Gene Ontology annotation, cellular component: cytoplasm.
ACUCUUCCACCUCCAUGAGCAUAUGCUCUGAUAAAGGGAUGACUCUGAGGACAAUCCUAGCCUUACAUGGGACGGCCCAUCCAAUUCAGUGGCAACGUGACAGCGGUGAGGACUACUUUCGGAACGCACCUGUGAAAAACAUAGCCUAAAUAAAAGCCAGGAAAAAAUUAUAACAGAAAUGUUUGGUGCUUUUACGUAGUCGGUGAUAUUUAUUUAUGCAAUUAAGAAAUGGUUGUUUCUCAUACUUGUCAAUGCACUCUGCAUUGCUCUGCAUAACAAGAUUUACUGUCAGUGAAAUAUGAUGGAGCAUCUCCUGAGCAACCUGUUAGAAAAACAUAUGGAUUGGCGUAGCUGAAUUUAAUAUAACCUACAAAACAAUUAUUGAAUUAUCCUUUGAAAUUACAUGAUAAUAAAAUAUUCCAUCACUCAAAAUGAAACUACUAUCCAAAAAUGUUGACAAGAAUUCUGACGGCGACAUAACAUUAAUCCCAGAGGAGCCGGAAGAUUUAUGGCAUGCCUAUAAUUUAAUUAGUGAAGGGGAUUCUGUGCGAGGAUCUACCAUUAGGAAAGUCCAAACCGAAUCAUCGACUGGAAGCUCAUCGAGCAACAGAGUAAGAACUGUGUUGACGAUCAAAGUGGAAUCUAUAGAUUUUGAUACCCAAGCCUGUAAACUGAGAUUAAAAGGUCGAAAUAUUGAAGAAAAUCAGUAUGUCAAGAUGGGUGCUUAUCACACGCUGGAUCUAGAGCAGAAUAGAAAAUUCACACUUUACAAGCCUGAGUGGGAUUCCAUUUCCUUGGAACGAGUAGACACGGCUUGCGACCCUACUCAGAGUGCUGAUUUAGCUGCUGUUAUAAUGCAAGAUGGAAUAGCUCAUGUUUGCCUUAUUACCUCUAACAUGACUUUGGUUAGAGCUAAAAUAGAUCAAAAUAUACCAAGAAAAAGAAAAGGGAACGUAUCACAGCAUGAAAAGGGUUUGGCUCGCUUUUAUGAAAGCGUCAUGCAAGCAAUCCUACGACAUAUCAAUUUCGAUGUAGUCAAGUGUAUUCUCUUGGCCAGUCCUGGUUUUGUUAAAAAUCAAUUCAUGGAGUUUAUGAUUCAAGAAGCAGUGAGAACAGAUAAUAAAGUGAUUCUAGACAAUAAGGCCAAGUUCAUGCUUGUACAUGCUAGUUCUGGCUUCAAGCACUCACUGAGAGAGGUGCUGGCAGACCCAGCAGUCGUAAGUCGAGUAGCUGACACAAAAGCAGCUGGUGAAGUGAGAGCAUUACAGGCUUUUUAUACGCUGUUACAAACAGAACCAGCCAGAGCAUUUUAUGGGAAGAGACAUGUGGAAAAAGCUAACGAGGCUCAGGCUAUUGAGACUUUAUUAAUUUCGGACAAAUUGUUCAGAUGUCAAGAUAUUGCGACGCGGAAACAAUAUGUCAACCUCGUGGACAGUGUCAGAGAGUUCGGUGGUGAUGUCAAAAUUUUUUCCAGCAUGCAUGUAUCUGGUGAACAACGAGGAGUGGUGAUGAUCAUCGACACGCUGACACAUAAGUGAUUCCCGAGGUCUCCUGGCAGUAAUGGGGGAAAGUACCAACGCCUAAUUUCGUGGAAUCCCAUUCCCUUAACCGCCCUAACACUCUUAUAACAAGGCAGUACUGUAUUUAUUUCGUUAAGUUAGUAUUAUAUUUGUUUAUUAACCUAUGGAUACGAGAGCCACCAUUUUAUUUCAUCAAAGACUUACAUUUACAUUUUAUCAUCA